Messenger RNA from Cutaneotrichosporon oleaginosum, 1637 nucleotides. RefSeq lists its product as uncharacterized. NCBI's taxonomy places the organism in Eukaryota, Fungi, Basidiomycota, Tremellomycetes, Trichosporonales, Trichosporonaceae. Gene Ontology annotation, molecular function: protein binding. The record is from RefSeq and is a predicted model, not a curated record.
CUCCUUCUCCAUCUCCUCGACUGUCACUCUCCGCCUGCAACUUACUCCAAACUAAAGCGACACCUCGGCCAGGUUUUCACAGACACCGGCGAGGACGGCUCCAGCCGAGGCAUCAGCUUCGGGAUCCUCGUGCAGGUGUGAGAGAGGCAAAGGGGACGGACCCCGCGACCGCCCGGGCGGGCGCAGACCUCGCACCUUCCGGCAAGCCCUUCCACAAGCGUCCCUACCAAACCAUCGCACAGCUGCUAUACAUCUGGCCUACCACUCUUAACGUUGGCGUCUCCCCUUUUCGCGUUGAGCUCGUUUACUCUGCGCGUACGACCUGGCCGCAGAGGUCACCGACAAUGGCGUUCGAAUCUCUCUCCAGGUCGGACCGACCCCAACUCAGUCUGAACCUUCCUCGCUCAUGCGCUCUCGUCUCUUCAGCCAAGGUCGUGACGCGCGUGCAACCAUCUGCAAGGCUUUUCGAUCUCCCAGAUGAGAUUUUGAGGCAGAUCCACUUGUACUCCGGCAGCGCGGCCUUCGGCGUCGUCGACAAGCAAAUGCGGAUUUCCUUUGACGACAUCAACUACAAGGCUCGUUGGGCCCUGUACACUCGGUGUACAGCCAAGGAACAGAUUUGUAGCGCCAAGAAGGGAGCCGCAGUCCUCGACCAGAUCCUCUCCCUGCGCCUCUGCAACCAAGACGUUCUCGAGCGCGUGCUAGAGCUCUGGGAGCGGCGCCUUCGUGACUACGAGCGCGCAGAACGAGAGGAGCAGCUGAGGCAAUGGGAGCGUAGCAAGGAGCAUCAGUUGUGGGACGGACUUGAGCCCGGCGACACGCCACCUCCACCCUCUCCUCCACGCCCGACUCCGCGUCCUAACAAGAUUCCCCGCCGCCUCCUUCGCACGCCGGAAGGCGCACGGCCACGACUUCACCCUUUUGUCCGGUAUCUGGUUGAGCGAUUCGAUAUCCCUCCGGAUGCGGAUAGCUCAUAUCCUCUCAUGCGGGGCGCAGCGGAUGCCAACUACGAGCUGGUCCGCUUCCUGCUCGAGCGCGGUGCCAAGGUCACAAUGAGCGAGCACAUUGCGUUCCGGGCAGCCAUCCACAACAAGGAUCUCAAGAUGAUGAAGCUGCUUGUUGAGGUGGAUGACCAGCAGCCCACUGAACACGGCGGGAGCGGCGCGAGAAACAUCCCUCUGCUCAAGUCGGACAGGUUGCAGUGCCCUCGAGAGUGGGUCGACCUGGCGCUCAAGAGCGAAGCGUAUGACAUUGCACACUGGCUCGUCGACGAGAAAGGUCUCACGCCGUCGCUGGACCGCAUCAUGAGUCUCGAGGUGGCGGGCAGCGACGCUACGCCGCUUGGUCGACUCGCGGCUCAAACUGCUUCGAGAGCGGGGACGAAAAGGAAGAGAAAACAGGAGCGUCGUGGUGCUUCCUCCAGAUCCUAACGGGGUGAGAAAUCGUGCUUUGUCUGCUCCGUGCUCAAAUUCUCAAUAAUCGCUCGCUUCGCUGCUCAGGACACUGCCAGCCGAGCCGAGGCAUUCCUUCCGCCCUGCGCACCCUUGGAUGGCUCAACUGUAGAGUCUCUUCCUCUCCUCCUCCCACGUCGCUUCGCCUGUUAACUCUGUAGCCCUACCGAACCAUGUAUCUGUUAG